This is a messenger RNA of Alnus glutinosa, 2782 nucleotides long. RefSeq lists its product as uncharacterized. NCBI's taxonomy places the organism in Eukaryota, Viridiplantae, Streptophyta, Magnoliopsida, Fagales, Betulaceae. The record is from RefSeq and is a predicted model, not a curated record. The transcript has 13 exons. Bases 426 to 2486 code for a protein of 686 amino acids. Gene Ontology annotation, biological process: glucan catabolic process. Gene Ontology annotation, molecular function: beta-glucosidase activity.
GGCUACUCUGUUUCUUUCUUCUGGAUACACACUUCCAUACACUUCUAUGGGGCAUGUCUAGGGAAAAAGGUUCAGGACUGCACACUAAUAGUUGCAUCAGUAGAAGCGAAACAGAAAAAAGAAAAACCCACUGAACAUGGCCUUUCCUGGUGGUUGCAGAAGAAAACAACCAUUAUUGAAGAAUGUUUUUUCCACCAAUAGAAAUAGGAAAAUGGCUUUGAGAAAUUUGUAAUGGCUUUACAAAGAACAAAGCCACACCCUUUGUGUUUCCUAUUCUUAAAGUUCCUAAACAUUGCACCUUUUCCUCAAACAAUUGUCUGUGACUUUAUCUGGAAGGCAAAUUAGAGGAUUGAUUGACUCACUUUGGAAAAUGUUUUAGAGGUGCAUCUUGACUGAUCUGGUUAUCAGCUAAUCUUCUUGUGCCUAUGCCAAUGUGGAAAUGGCCAAUGUGUGGGAUACCAGCUGGAAGAAAAAAGAAGAUGGUUAGGGUUUUGGUCCAAAUAGUGGGGAUACUGUGCUUGUCGUGGUGGUGGUGGGCUUCACUGGCAGAUGCAGAGUACAUGAUAUACAAAGACCCAAACCAAACGGCGGCGGUUCGGGUUAAGGACCUGUUGAGUCGAAUGAGUUUGGAGGAGAAGAUCGGUCAGAUGGUUCAGAUUGACAGGACUGUGGCUGAUGCUGAGGUUAUGAAGUCUUACUUCAUUGGCAGUGUAUUGAGUGGUGGUGGGAGUGUACCACUACCAAAGGCUAGUGCAGCGGAUUGGGUUAAUAUGAUUAAUGGAUAUCAGAAAGGGUCUCUGUCAACUCGUUUGGGCAUUCCAAUGAUCUAUGGCAUUGACGCUGUUCAUGGACACAAUAAUGUCUAUAAUGCUACAAUAUUUCCUCAUAACAUUGGUCUUGGAGCUACGAGGGAUCCUGACCUGGUGCGGAGGAUUGGUGCUGCAACUGCUGUUGAAGUCAGAGCCACAGGAAUUCCUUAUGUCUUUGCUCCGUGCAUUGCGGUCUGUAGAGAUCCAAGGUGGGGACGGUGUUACGAAAGCUACAGUGAGGAUCCCAAAAUUGUGCAAGAAAUGACGGAAAUUAUUCCUGGAUUACAAGGAGAUAUUCCUGCUAAUUCUCGGAAGGGAGUUCCAUAUGUUGGUGGAAAGAAUAAGGUGGCAGCUUGUGCGAAGCACUUUGUGGGAGAUGGUGGGACAACCAAGGGCGUCAAUGAGAACAACACAGUGAUUGACUGGCAUGGUUUGCUCAGCAUUCACAUGCCUGCCUAUUCUGAUUCCAUCAUCAAGGGUGUAUCUACAAUUAUGGUUUCGUACUCCAGCUGGAAUGGAGUAAAGAUGCAUGCGAACCGUGAACUAGUUACUGGCUUUCUGAAAGGCACUCUUAAAUUUAAGGGUUUUGUUAUCUCAGAUUGGGAGGGUAUUGAUAGGAUUACCUCACCGCCACAUUCCAACUACUCAUACUCCGUCGAAGCUGCGAUUCAAGCUGGCAUUGACAUGGUCAUGAUCCCUUUCAAUUAUGCUGAGUUCAUUGAUGAUCUUACCCAGCUGGUCAAGAACAACAUUAUACCAAUGGAUCGUAUUGACGAUGCUGUGGCGAGGAUUUUGCUCAUCAAGUUCAGCAUGGGUCUCUUUGAGAACCCCCUGGCCGAUUUCAGCCUAGUCAAUGAACUUGGAAGCCAGGCACACAGAGACUUGGCAAGAGAAGCUGUGAGGAAAUCACUAGUGCUACUGAAGAAUGGGGAAAACAAAACCAAUGGACUUCUACCCCUUUCCAAGAAGGCUCCGAAGAUCCUAGUUGCUGGUAGUCAUGCUGAUAAUUUGGGUUAUCAGUGUGGUGGGUGGACAAUCAAUUGGCAAGGAUUUAAUGGCAACAACUAUACUAGGGGAACCACCAUCUAUGGUGCCAUCACUUCAACUGUUGAUCCAAGCACAGAAGUUGUCUACCGUGAGAAUCCUGAUAGUAACUUUGUCAAGUCUAACAGCUUCGAAUAUGCCAUUGUUGUUGUUGGUGAGCGCCCUUACGCCGAGACUUUAGGGGACAGCAUGACCCUCACUAUGGUGGAUCCUGGCCCAAGCGUCAUUAAGAAUGUUUGUGAGGCUGUCAAGUGUGUGGUUGUCAUCAUUUCUGGCAGGCCUAUUGUAAUUGAACCAUAUCUUUCCUCAAUUGAUGCCCUGGUGGCAGCAUGGUUACCAGGAACUGAGGGCCAAGGCGUGACUGAUGUCCUUUUUGGGGACUAUGGAUUUAGUGGAAAGCUUCCCAGAACAUGGUUCAGAACUACAGAUCAACUGCCAAUGACUGUUGAGGAUUCACACUAUGAUCCUCUUUUCCCAUUAGGGUUUGGGGUCCCAACUGAGUCUGUUAAGGACCUUGUAGAAAGGUCAACUUCAGCUGGUAUUGGUGAAAAGCCAUAUAUACUUGCCAUUAUAGUUUCUGUAAUUAUCACUUCGUAUUUCGCAGCUUCGAUCAGCUGGCUACAAAAGAAGUAAUUGGAUUUUUUUUCGAGGUUUUAGCCCUUAAAAGUACACUGGAUGCUCUUAAAGUUCGACGUUCGACGUAGCAGUAUACUACUUGAGUACUUGAUCGCUUUUUGCGCUCUUAUUAAAAUUUCUCUUAUCAAAAAAAAAAAAAAAAAGUACGAGGUAGCAACUAACUUCUGCUAGCUUACAGAAAAAAGCAGCUGCUUCAAGCGCUCAGGGUAUUAUUUUUUUUUUCUUAUUGAUUGUACUAUGACUCACUGAUUAUGGUAAGAAGUAGCCUUAGAAGCAUUUAUUGUUGAGCUUAA